GAUGGCGGCGCGCUUCAGCGAAAUUUGAACAUCUGUUUUGUCGCGAAAUUUCUAGCUAUGGAAGACUUACGUGAGAAAAAUUUGGCUGAUAAAGAAGAGGAGGGUUGCUAUGCAAUUGUUAGUAACAUUCCGAAAGAAUUUCGCUCUUCUGAUUUGCGAGCAAUGUUUUCUAACUUCAUCAACGACGAAUCGAAGGGUUUCAAGUGUUUUCAUUUCCGUCAUCGGCCUGAGUUCAGACAUGGGGCGGGCUCUAAUGGUGAAGAUAAAGAAAUCAAGACGCCCUCGACCACGUGCUGCGUUAUAUUUAUCUUAAAGGAGAAGCUUCAAGACCUAAUUAAUUGUUAUCAUGGCAAGAACUGGGUUGACCGAAAUGGAAAAUAUUUCCCUUCUAAGGCAUUUAUAUCAAAAAUCAGAGUUAAAGAAGGAGAAGGUUCUGCAGAAGACCUUUAUAGAACAAAACAAGACAAAAAACAGAAUCCUUCUCCAAGGACAAACUUAGAGUUUUCACAACAUGACCUCAGGGAAAUGAUAGAGCUUCAUCCUCCUCCUCUGAUGCCCAAUGGCAAUGUUGGAACACCCUUGUCUGUAUUUAAGGAGUUGAUAAGAACUUGCAAACUGCCUCCUCAUGUAAUAAAAAAACUAGAUCUUAAUUUUUCUAUGGGAAAGUCCAAAAAGAAGUACAGCAAUGUUCCACUGAAUUACACAAGCCUGGAAAAAGGAAGGGUUCUUUUGAGUUCAGGACCAAACGAUAAAGACCACCAUUUGGGAAGGGAUGCAAAGAAAAGUGAUUCACUCAAAGACAGCUCUUUGUCAACUCCUGAUAGUUCAAAAAUGCAAAGUUCUGAACGGGAUAAUGUGGAAAAUGUUUCUGAGAGGAAAGAUAUUUAUGUGGUUGAUGUCAGUGGUGGUGAUGAUGAUGAUGAUGAGAGGGAUGUCGAGGAAUGGGAGAGACAUGAAUCAUUGCACAAUGAUGUCACUAGUCAAGAACGCACUAAAGAGAGAUUAUUUGAAGAGGAUAUUGAACUGAAGUGGGAGAAAGGUGGAAGUGGGCUUGUCUUUUAUACUGAUGCAGCCUUCUGGAAACAACAAGAUGAAGCAGACUUUGAUGAGGAAACUGCAGAUGAUUGGGAUGUAGAUAUGGAAAUUUAUGAAAAUCCAGGCGGAGGCGACAAAGACUCCAGAGAUCUUCUCCAGAUGCGAGUAGAAAAGCAAUGGAGGAAAGGAAAUGAUAUUGACUUAAAUAAAAUAGGAGGGUUUGAGAAACAUACAAAAGGAUUUGGAAGCCAAAUAUUGAGAAAGCAAGGCUGGAGAGAAGGAGGAAGCCUUGGUUCAUCCCAGAAAGGUAUAACAGAACCUGUUUUUGCUGAAGGACAAUUACCAAAGUGUAAGCGAGGCUUGGGUUACUAUGGUGAGAAGUUACAGCGACAUGCGAAACGACCAAAAGUUAAAAGAAUUAUAUCAACUGUUUACGAUGAACUGGAUAGCAAUGAAGAGAAUCUUUUUGAAUCAUGGGGACCUGAUAAACUAAAAAAUCGAGUGACAAAUGAAUGAGUGGCAAAAAUAGUAGGUGCACACUGUAAACGGAAAUCAGCAACAACAACAACAAAAUUUCUUUAUCUUAACAAUGUAGCAUUCUAACAAUCCCCACCUACAAAAUAGUGAAGCUAAUUUAGGUGGGAGGUAAAUAGACAUUAAAAUACAUUCUUCAAUACCAAGUUUGACCAAACAAAGGAAAUGACCAAGAGAGCAUGCAUAUACACCAACAAUGAAAAAUAGUAGAUGAGCCAAUCAGGUACUAUAUUGUAAUUAACCUCUCAUUAACCUCCCUUUUCAAAUAAUGUUGCAAUAAGUAAGGUACCAUUUUGUUUACACCAGGCAACAUUGAAUGGAAAGAGAAGCAAACAAAAGUCUUCCUUAGCACUCAAGCCAUCUACUUGUGAUGAAAUAAAGUCUUUCCGUUCUUCACUUCAUCUUUUGGUAGACUCUUUUAACAGUUAGGAGCAAUGGAAGAAGAAGAAAGUAUUUUUGACCCAAAUAGUGAUGCUUUUCUGGUAAUAACCAGAGCAGCUGCUGUUUGGGAAUUUGCUUAUUAAGCUAGGUUACUGAGUUGUUGUUGUUGUUUUUUUAAUUACAGAUGUAGUUGAAUUUUUAGUACAUUUGAAAUGAAUGUCAGGAGAGUUAGUCACUCUCUAAAGUCUCAGAAUGCAAAAGCCAUAAUUUCAGGUAUUCUUUAGAAUGGUAGUGACAAAAGUUACUUGAUUUCUAGAAUAUACUUCUCCUUUUAAUACAGAUGUAGGUUUGGAAGGAAAACUUCAGUACAAAUUUGAGAAUAAAAUUUUGAUUUUUUAUUUUGAAAAAUUCAACACUUGUCUUAAGUGACUUGAGAGGGGGGGAAUUUUCAACUUACAGGGGGCAAUGUACUUUAUACAGUUAUGAAGAACUAAGCUUCCAAUUAAGGUUAAAGUUAUCAAAUUAUUGUGUCAUUCUCAACACUAGUUCUUUGUUGCUUGUGAUUUACCUUGGUGCAUGGAUUUAGAGGAUCGUUAUGUACAUCAAACAUUAAUACUAAUUUGAGUUCACAGAGGCUAAAGAAAUCCUAUUACUAUAGUGUGCAGUACCUCAUCCUCAACUGUAUAAAACUUCAACGUUUAGCAAGAUCGUAUUCACAUUUUUACACCUAUUGUAUACAUUGUAAAUAAGAUGGUAAAUAUAUAGUUCUAUCAGAGGCCUGAAAGGAAUAAAACUUAAAAGGCUUUGGAUGGUCAAUAGGAAGCAUGAUUUUAAACAAUGUAAUGUAAAAUAAAUUGAACAUUCCUGCAUGCUUGUAGGACUGAAACUUUUAUAGUAAAUACUCACUACUCACUUGUUUCUUUACUCACUUCUCUUGUUUUUCAACAAAAUUAGCUUGGUUAAUUUGACUAGUGUCAAAAACUCAAUCCUGAAGUGAGCUAGACACCAAGAGAGAUAAUUAAGCAACACAGUCUCCACAAUAAUAAACAUUACUUAAAUGUU
Molecule: messenger RNA, 3012 nt
Organism: Stylophora pistillata
Lineage: Eukaryota; Metazoa; Cnidaria; Anthozoa; Scleractinia; Pocilloporidae
Product: G patch domain-containing protein 3
Biological process (GO): negative regulation of RIG-I signaling pathway; positive regulation of DNA-templated transcription; negative regulation of type I interferon production
Molecular function (GO): nucleic acid binding
Source: RefSeq, a predicted model, not a curated record